AUGGAAUUGGUAACUGGUAAUUCUAGUGCUGACAUUAAACCGGUUCAAACUAAUGAAUCACCAAGUCAAUCGGCUUCACAAAAAGCAACUCCAACAAAUGCUGCUGCACCUGCCUCAAACGGUAAUAAUGCAGCCACAACAGCUGAAAAAGGGACUCCAGUAACGGCAGGAUUACCAUCUUCCACCAAACCAACACAAAUCACUGCAGAUAGUAAUAAUCCUUUACCAAGUCUCCCGGCAAAUCCAUAUGCAGGUGCCAAUGGAACAAUGACAUGGCAACAGUGUGUCGAUUACGGGAAAUAUUGUCGUGAUGUCAUUUGCGCGUUCCAAAACUACACAGCUACUU
Molecule: messenger RNA, 346 nt
Organism: Ambispora gerdemannii
Lineage: Eukaryota; Fungi; Glomeromycota; Glomeromycetes; Archaeosporales; Ambisporaceae
Source: the annotation of a GenBank genome assembly